This is a messenger RNA of Cokeromyces recurvatus, 2251 nucleotides long. Its product is annotated as hsp71-like protein. Gene Ontology annotation, biological process: cellular response to unfolded protein; vesicle-mediated transport; protein refolding. Gene Ontology annotation, molecular function: heat shock protein binding; ATP hydrolysis activity; ATP binding. The record is from RefSeq and is a predicted model, not a curated record. Gene Ontology annotation, cellular component: nucleus; cytoplasm; cytosol. The transcript has 2 exons. Bases 95 to 2035 code for a protein of 646 amino acids. NCBI's taxonomy places the organism in Eukaryota, Fungi, Mucoromycota, Mucoromycetes, Mucorales, Mucoraceae.
AUUAUAUAUAAAAGUCUCUAUUUUAUUAGUAUCCUUUUAUUUUAUUUUCUUCUAUUUUUAUUUUCUUUAUUUCAUUUAAAACAGAUAAAUAAGAAUGUCUAAAAACGCUGUUGGUAUUGAUUUGGGUACUACUUAUUCCUGUGUAGGUGUAUGGCAAAAUGAUCGUGUUGAAAUUAUCGCUAAUGAUCAAGGUAACCGUACAACUCCUUCUUAUGUCGCCUUCACCGACACUGAACGUCUUAUUGGUGAUGCCGCAAAGAAUCAAGUGGCUAUGAACCCUCAUAACACUGUCUUUGAUGCUAAACGUAUGAUUGGUCGCCGUUUCAAUGAUCAUGAAAUUCAAGCUGAUAUGAAGCAUUGGCCUUUCAAGGUGAUUGACAAGGGAGGCAAACCAAGUAUUCAAGUCGAUUACAAGGGUGAAAGCAAGACAUUUACACCUGAAGAAAUCUCAUCCAUGGUCCUUACAAAGAUGAGAGAGACAUCAGAGGCUUAUUUAGGUGGUAAAGUCGAUGCAGCCGUUAUCACAGUUCCUGCUUACUUUAAUGACUCACAACGUCAAGCUACAAAGGAUGCUGGCACAAUUGCUGGUUUAAAUGUACUUCGUAUCAUUAAUGAACCCACAGCAGCUGCUAUUGCCUAUGGUUUAGAUAAACAAGCAAAAUCAGAGACGAAUGUCUUGAUUUUCGAUUUGGGUGGUGGUACCUUUGAUGUCUCACUUUUGACGAUUGAAGAUGGUAUCUUUGAGGUCAAGGCUACAGCGGGUGAUACUCACUUGGGUGGUGAAGACUUUGAUAAUCGUCUUGUAGAUCAUUUUAUGCAAGAGUUCAAGCGUAAAUUUAAAAAGGAUAUGUCAGGGAAUGCUCGUGCUGUACGUCGACUUCGUACUGCCUGUGAACGAGCUAAACGUACCUUAUCCUCUGCUGCUCAAACGACGAUCGAGAUCGACUCCCUCUUUGAAGGUAUGGACUUUUAUACUUCCUUAACGCGUGCUCGCUUUGAAGAAUUGAACCAAGAUCUCUUCCGUAAGACGAUGGAACCAGUCGAGAAGGUCCUUCGUGAUGCCAAGAUUGAUAAGUCUCAAGUUCAUGAUAUCGUCCUCGUGGGUGGUUCUACACGUAUCCCUAAGGUUCAAAAGUUGGUCUCUGACUUCUUUAAUGGCAAGGACCCUAACAAAUCCAUCAACCCUGAUGAAGCCGUUGCCUACGGUGCCGCUGUUCAAGCUGCUAUCUUGACAGGUAACACAUCUGAAAAGACCGAUUCUCUCUUGCUCUUGGAUGUCGCUCCUCUCUCCCUCGGUAUUGAAACAGCAGGUGGUGUCAUGACCCCCCUCAUCAAGCGUAACACAACCGUCCCCACCAAGAAAUCAGAAAUUUUCUCUACCUAUGCUGAUAAUCAACCAGGUGUCCUGAUUCAAGUCUUUGAAGGUGAACGUGCUCGUACAAAGGAUAAUAACUUGCUUGGUAAAUUUGAAUUAACAGGUAUCCCACCUGCUCCACGUGGUGUCCCUCAAAUUGAGGUGACCUUCGAUGUAGAUGCAAACGGUAUCUUGAAUGUCUCUGCCCUUGAUAAAACCACGGGUAAAUCCAAUAAGAUCACCAUUACAAACGAUAAGGGUCGUCUCUCGAAGGAAGAGAUUGAACGUAUGGUGAAUGAUGCUGAAAAAUACAAGGCCGAAGAUGAAGCGGCUGCUGCACGUAUUCAAGCCAAGAAUGGAUUAGAAUCCUAUGCCUAUAACUUGCGUAAUACACUUCAAGAAGAGAACGUGGCAUCUAAAUUAGAUGCAGCUGAUAAAGAAAAAUUGAAUCAAGCAGUGAAGGAAGCGAUUGACUGGUUAGACAAUUCUCAAGAGGCCUCCAAGGAAGAAUAUGAAUCACGUCAAAAGGAAUUAGAAGAGAUUGCUAACCCUAUUAUGAUGAAGAUGUAUCAAGGUGCUGGUGGUGCCCCCGGUGGUGGUGCCCCUGGUGGAUUCCCUGGUGCUGCUCCUGGUGGUGGUAGUGGUCAUGAUAAUGGACCUACUGUUGAAGAAGUUGAUUAAAAUAUGAUUACAUAGUUUGUUGUAUAGCUUCUUAAACAAACAAACAAACACAGAAAUAUAUAUGUAUUCAUCAUUCAUCGUCUCUCUUCCUUUUUUUUUUUUAUUUUUCCACUGUAUCAUAUAUCGUCAUCACUUUGCUAAAUAUAAAUUUCAUAUAUAUUUGUUAGUAAUAAUAAUCAUAAUAAAAAUAAAUAAAACUUUGUUGUUAUUAUGUAA